Molecule: messenger RNA, 1229 nt
Organism: Bradysia coprophila
Lineage: Eukaryota; Metazoa; Arthropoda; Insecta; Diptera; Sciaridae
Product: glyoxylate reductase/hydroxypyruvate reductase
Cellular component (GO): cytosol
Molecular function (GO): hydroxypyruvate reductase (NADH) activity; NAD binding; glyoxylate reductase (NADPH) activity
Source: RefSeq, a predicted model, not a curated record
UGAGAACAAUUUGCUAGUGUGUGUAAUUAUGCAAUGACAUCUACAACCUAUCGAACCUAUCAUACAACUUUGUAAACAUUAAGUAGACGGCGGAGUAUACGACUGGGCAAUGAAUGCACUUGUUCAAAGAAUUGUUUUCCGUUCGGUCACAAACUCCUUCCUUGUCAUCAACGCCAAAAGCCGACUUCAUUGUCCGUUUAGAGAGUUUUCAAAUUUCGGUGAAAGUAUGAAACCCAGAGUGUAUUUGACGAGGCCAGAUGUGGCACAAGUAGGAAUCGAUCUGAUACAAGACGAAUGUGAAUUGACGACUUGGUUCGACGAGUCUCCAGUUCCACGGGAAGAGCUGCUUCGAAACGUUGCCGGGAAAGAUGCUCUUUUCUGCACUCUUACAGAUAAAAUUGACGCUGAGGUGUUAGAUCAAGCCGGACCUAAUUUGAAGGUUGUAGCCACAAUGUCGGUCGGAUAUGAACACAUCGACAUCACUGAAUGCAAGAAACGAGGAAUUAGAGUUGGAUACACACCCGACUGUCUGACGGAUGCUACUGCAGAGCUAACAAUUGCGUUGCUAUUAGCCACAACUCGCCGGCUAAUCGAAGCCAACGAAGAGGUGCACACUGGUGGCUGGUCAUCUUGGUCGCCAGGUUGGAUGUGUGGUCAAAGUAUAAAAAACUCAACCGUCGGAAUAGUGGGCUUCGGUAGGAUAGGUCAAGAAGUAGCAAAGCGAAUCGUACCAUUCCGACCGAAACGGCUACUAUUUUCCAACCGAUCCGAGCGACCCGAGGAAGCCAAACAAAUCGGAGCCGAACAAUGCACAUUCGAUGAGCUACUUCACAAUAGUGACUUUGUCAUACUCACUUGCGCCGCGACACCAGACACUUUCCAUUUGAUCAAUGCUGCGUCGUUGGGCAAAAUGAAGACGAAUGCUGUGCUGAUAAACACAUCUAGGGGAACGCUUGUCAAUCAGACCGAUUUGUACGAUUUUCUCAAGACAGAACGAAUUCGAGCUGCCGGACUGGAUGUGACCACACCGGAACCGUUGCCACUGGAUAGUCCGUUACUGACGCUACAGAACUGUAUAGUUUUGCCGCAUAUUGGCAGUGCGGAUGUGGACACACGAAAGGAAAUGUCACGAAUAACUGCGUGUAAUAUUUUGGCUGGUUUGAAGGGAGUGAAAAUGAUAGCCGAGCUGUAGGUAGUCUAUCAAUAAAAUCAGUUUUGUUUUCGUUAAA